Mauremys mutica (yellowpond turtle) is the source of this 1345-nucleotide messenger RNA. Its product is annotated as cytidine and dCMP deaminase domain-containing protein 1-like. NCBI's taxonomy places the organism in Eukaryota, Metazoa, Chordata, Testudines, Geoemydidae. The coding region runs from base 144 to 1292 and encodes 382 amino acids. Gene Ontology annotation, biological process: dUMP biosynthetic process; dTMP biosynthetic process. The transcript is spliced from 10 exons. Gene Ontology annotation, molecular function: dCMP deaminase activity; zinc ion binding. The record is from RefSeq and is a predicted model, not a curated record. Gene Ontology annotation, cellular component: cytoplasm.
UUCUGCUCUUUAAAAGCCUUUUAAAUCUCUGUGAAGCAAAUGCUCUUGGUAAUAGAGAAACAGUGAUAUCAGAUGAAAGAAAGAGGAAGGAAAGAAGAAAUUCUUAAAUAUUUUCCAAAGGAAGAGACUCUUUACAGUCAGACAUGGAACGGGGUUACAAGAUUGCCACACGUUUAGGAAAUAAAAAAGACAUGUGUAUGUUUCUAGCCCUUCAUAUGGAGAAUUCUCCAAUGUGUGUUAGCCCAUCUGACAAGUUCAAUAAAACUGGGAUUGUUGUGUGUGAGUCAGACAAAAUACACAAAGUGGUAGCAAUGAGCUGCUCCAGAGAAAACCUACAUGCUGUGCAACAUGUUAUGCUGAAGGUUCCCUGUUCUUUGAAUAACUGCACUGUGUACUUGUCCAGGAAACCCUGUUCCACCUGUACUACAUUUCUCAUUCAAGGAUCAGUUUCUUCAGUCUAUUACUGGCCAAUGUCUCCAGAACUAAAAGGGGAAGAUUCAGCAGUUGAGGAAGAUCUCAAGCAAGUUGACCAAAUGUUUCUCAGAAGUCAUAUAAGUAGCAGUGUUUUUCUACCAAUCGCAGACUCUGUAUUUAAGAUUUCAUCUAGAAUCAAAAUAUACAAGUGCACAGAAUGCAGUUCCCAUUAUGCUGAGGCUGUCCCUAAAGACCUGGAAAAAAAUAGUUCAUUGCUUAAUAUGCAAGGCCAUGUAAGGAUAUGUGCAGAGCAGAUGAAGAAUGCAUUGUGUUGCCUUGAUUGUUUACUACAUUGUCCCCAUGGAGAAUUUGAAAAAAAAGAAAAGAUCGAUGUGGAAAAAAUGCACACACAUGCAUUGCAGCUUUGUUAUCUUUUAGCAGCAAGAUCCGAUGAUCCAGAUCGAGGUGUUGGUUGCAUAUUAUACAGUCAGAAUGGAUAUUUUUUUGGGGCAGGUUAUAAUGGAUACCCUAUUGGUGCAAUAUUUGCAAACCUGCCUUGUGCAGGUAGAAACAUCAAAAAAGAGUCAGGAACAGCAAAAGGACCAGUCCUUAUCCAUGCUGAAGCAAAUGCUCUACUAUUCAGAUCCAGAAAAAAAAUAGAAGAGAACGAUGUUCUUUAUUGCACGAAACCUCCCUGCUCUGAAUGUCAGAACUAUAUACAGUUUGUGGGCAUAAAGAAAAUUGUUUCCGUACAAGAAUCAUUACAGUCAUCAUCAAACCAACAAGACUCUACAGACUCUUUAAAGAGCAACUUUGAAUAUUAUCAGUGGAAACCUCAAUAUGCGGAAUGUUCUGGUAAGAUAACUAAAUACAGUUGAACAUUGUGUCUUAAGGUUACUAAAGUUGGUAUUUUAUUAUUAUUAAAUUAGAC